Bursaphelenchus xylophilus (pine wood nematode) is the source of this 2964-nucleotide messenger RNA. Lineage: Eukaryota; Metazoa; Nematoda; Chromadorea; Rhabditida; Aphelenchoididae. The record is from the annotation of a GenBank genome assembly.
AUGCGAGGACUUCAAAUCCUCCUUCGAACACCAGCGUUUCCUCGGUUUCUUCGGGCGUCAAUCACUUCUUCAGGCCAAAUACGAUUAAAGUCAACUGAUGGUAAGGAUAAGGAUGUUGGGAAAGACCUAAAUAUUGAUGUAAACGAGUUGACAAAAAAGUUGGAUGAAGCCUUAGAGAAGCCCAUCAACGAACAGCCUGAAUUUAACCCGAGAAAGGACUUUAUGAGUUUCAAGCAGAAGAGAGAGGUAUGUCAAAACUUUGACUAUUGUUUUUCAAUGUUUAGAGGAACUAAUUAUACGGAAACAAGCCGAUUAUAUUACACUUGCUGUUUCAGGAGGCAGCUCACGAAAGAAGUUACAUUUUUGGGUGGAAGUCGGCGGUAUUUACCCUGGGAUUGGCUGGAAUUACCAGCGUGGUUCUGUUGUACCUCCGGAAGACUGUGAGUGCAAUCUUGUCUUGCAUAUUCGUUAAAAAAUUUAUUCAUCAAGUAUAAUAUCCGAAAGAUCAAAAUUUACUGAAAAUUCCGGAUUUUUGACGAGGCUUAGUUACGUGAAUUGCGGUUCUGAGUGCUGUUGCUCUUUUCCAAGAACCCAUCAAGUAGUUUACGGCGAUCUUUCAACUUGCUCCAGCUGAGGUUGGUCGAGGUGCUGGCGAAAGAAGAGUCGGAUUUAUGUGAGGAAACGGAACAUUUAGAAGAGCUGAAAUAUGAAUACUAAGACUUGAUCGUUUAACAAGUUUUGAAAAAAAGGAUUUUCGGCUUAGAAAUUAUAUUACUUUAGUUGAACCUACCGGCUAGAUGUUCGGCUACUCCUGGACUUUCUAGAUUCACUCUUCUUGUUGUUUCUGGUCUUUACAUUGUCCAGGGAGCAUGUGGUGUUGGAAUUUAAUGAGGUUGCAGUGCUUUUGGAGCUGUUUUCCUUAUGCUUGCAAUCAUAUUGAAUGUGGAUCGAAGCAUGUCCUUUUCGGCCAGAUUUUCGGAUGGAUUCGAUUUGAGCGUCGAGGUUAGAGAAUGCCUCUUCUACCAGCUUCUCGAUACGGCAUUUUCCGUUGGUGCACAUGAUAGUCGACCGAUUUUUCGGGGGUUUUUGACCAAUUAUGAGGUUUUUUGAUGAAAAUGAAAGAAAAAUUGAUGAAAUUUGAGGUUGACACGGAAUUUUUGUUUAUUUUUGGGCAUGGAAUUUAAUUUGCGACAAAUUUUAGCCUAUUGCUCGGAUUUACUGAUUGUAUUUUUCAAUUUUUUCACCUUUUUUUACCUUUUUCAGAGGCUUGAUGAAGAGAAAAGGCAAAGAAAGCUGUUGGCUGGAAAAGCUAGGAUUGGUGGUGAAUGGGAAUUGACGAAUCAGGAUGGGAAAAGAGAAGGGUCAAAGGAGCUUCUUGGCAAUUGGGUUCUCAUGUAUUUUGGGUUCACCAAUUGCCCCGAUAUUUGUCCGGACGAAAUCGAAAAAAUGGUGGAUGUUGUGGAUAAAUUGGACAGCGAGAAAGAUCCGGUGCCUGUGGUACCAGUGUUUAUAACGUAAGCGAUGUUUUGAUUUUUAUUUUUUUUCUGAUUUUACAAGGGCUCGGCAAAACCUCGUCCCCUGGUUUCUUCUUGAAACAUAUACCAUUUGAAAGAGCGCAAAAAACUGGUCUAGGAUCACCUUCAAUUAGCUGCUAAGAUUCACUUACGUGCUAGCUAGCGAACUUUUUUUCAAAAUUCCCAAUUAGACUUUGGGAACCUUUUCUUCUGAGAUGCCAACGAGAUCGAAUAAUCACUUUUCAUACAAAUAUUAGUCACCUAUGACAUUGGAGGCUUCAAUCAAGAUCAAAAAACAUAAAGUUUUUUCCGAGCUUGAAACUCUCAGGUCGAUGCCCUGAACGAGUGAUUAGGCGAUGUUUUAGGUCUUGUAACCCGAGACAUACUAGGAGGUUUCAAAUAUGUAUACCGUUUUCAGGCUCGUUUUUCACGUACUGUCCGUAAAUGGGCAUUCCUGGCAAAAAAUAUUAAAGCCGUUGAAAGUUUCAACCAUCUUGGAUGCCCACUGCAGGGUCAAAGACACCUAUAUCAAAAAAAAUUUAAAAACCUGUCGAUUUUUCUAGUAAAACUAAUCUAGGGUACCCUAAAAAUCAAUUUAAAAUUAAAGACUACAUGCUAGCCUUCUUCAUUCCAUAACAGCCAAAAAAAAUCCAAAAAUUCAAAAGAGGAGUCGAACCUGGUCCGCAGGUCCUCCUUGUAGAGCGCCUUACCCCACUAGGCCACCGAAGCACUGCUCCGCUGUGCUUUUGAAAUCGAUCGCUUUUGUUUUCUUGAAAGAAGGGUGAGGCUGGCUUAGAACUAAAAAAUGCUCGCUAGCUAGUGUGUAAGAGAAUCUUAGCAGCUAAUUAUAGGUGAUCCUAGACCAGUUUUUUGCGCUCUUUCAAAUGGUAUAUGUUUUAAGAAGAAACCAGGGGACGAGGUUUUGCCGAGCCCUUGUUAGGGUAAGAAAUUGGAAUUUUUCCACAGAUUUUGACAAUCUUUGAUGUCAUAGAUAAUAUGGCAAAAAUGUUUGCUAAAUUUUUGGUUUUGAGGUAGCAGGUGUCUGCAAGACCCUAUUUUUAGCUUAUUUUUUGGAUUUAUGUGUCAUAAGAUGUCUAGUGUAAUAUAAUUUUUGCCAAUUUACAGUGUAGAUCCGGCCCGUGACACUGUGGACCGAGUAAAGAAGUAUUGCCAAGAAUUCUCCCCAAAAAUCCGAGGGUAUACCGGAAGUAAAGAAGAAAUUGAAUCUGUCCUCAAGACUUUCCGAAUCUAUCAUUCACAAGGUCCCGCCGACAAGAAAGUUCCCGAUGAUUAUAUUGUAGAUCACACUGUCAUGAUGUACCUGAUUGAUCCAGAAGGAAACUUCUUCGAUUACUAUGGACAGAACAGGAGGGCUUCGGAAAUUGCAAAUGUCAUCAAAUCAAAAGUGCUACAGUAUGAAAGGAAGAAGAAAGUCAGCUGGCUUGGAUAG